UUUCGUAGACACAGAGGAAGUAUUAGCUUGUAAAAACGUGUGACAACUUUGGCUCUUGAGCACGGAAUUACUUAGAUUUUAUUUUGUGAUUAUCAGUCAUCUGAUAAACCUUACAGUCAGCAGUUUCUUGAUUUCCUGAACAGUGUGAUUCAUCAUGAAGCUGGAGGUGCCAAAAAGCUUUGAAGAUGUUGCUGUUGAGUUUUCAAGUGAGGAGUGGAAGAUGCUGAGUGAGCAAAACAAAGAGUUACACCGGGAGGUGAUGGUACGGAACUAUGAGAACAUGAUUUCUUUAGGUUAUAACAUCCCAUUGGAUGAACUUCUGUUACUUCUUAAGAAAGUUGAAACCAUUCCAGAGGCUGAGGCUGAAGGAAGAACAACUGUGCAAAAAAAUCAACCUCCUGGCAACAAAUCCAGCAUGACCAGAAAAGGAGAAAUCAGAAUCAUCCAGAGUCUGCAGUUAUCCUUUGGGAAACUCCAGGAUGCAGAAUGUGACGGAGCUCUGCCUGAUGAGAUGUUUAUCAUAAGGCAAGACCCAGUGAAGAUGGAAGCAAGACAUGGUAACUUUAGGCAAAGUAAUGAGGACUUUGUCAUGAAAACUGAAUUAGAAAAGCAUCUGCAAAUUGAAUCAGAAGAAAUGCCAUGUAGCUGGCUUAAUCAUAGCAACAGUCUAGCAUUUGGUAGUAACAGUGUAACUGGUCAUCAACUUGACAGUGGGGAAAGGCAAAAGAAUACCUCACCAACACAUAAAGAAAUGCCAAUUAGGCAAACUUUGCAUAAAGGUGCUAUGAAUGCCAAAGGUUUUACAGGUCGAAAAACCUUAGCACUGCAAAAUCUCAUUAGUACCGAUCAGAAUCCCUUUAAUGCAUGUGGCCAAAGUUUUACACAGAAUAGUGACAUAACAGUACUUCCGGGUGCCCAUGUUUGGCAAAAUGAUCACCAGAGUAUCCAUACUAGCCUAAAACCCUAUAAAUGUACCACAUGUGACAAGAGUUUUGCAUACAAAGGCAAUAUGGUGACUCAUCAGAGGAAAUACUGCGGGCAGAAGCCAUAUAAAUGUUCCAUGUGUGACAAGAGUUUUGUACAGAAGAAUCAUAUGGUGAGACAUCAGUAUGUCCACAAUGGCCAGAAACCAUUUAAAUGUACGAUGUGUGACAAGAGUUUUGUAUACAAAAACAAUAUGGUGGUUCAUCAGAGGAUCCACAGUGGGCUGAAACCGUAUAAAUGUACCACAUGUGACAAGAGGUUUGCAUACAAAGGCAAUAUGGUGACUCAUCAGAGAAAAUACUGCGGGCAAGAGCCAUAUAAAUGUUCCAUGUGUGACAAGAGUUUUGUACUGAAGAGUCAUAUGGUGAGACAUCAGUAUGUCCAUAAUGGCCAGAGACCAUUUAAAUGUACCAUGUGUGACAAGAGUUUUGCAUACAAAAACCACAUGGUGGUUCAUCAGAGGAUCCACAGUGGGCUGAAACCAUAUAAAUGCACCACGUGUGACAAGAGUUUUGUGGGGAAGAGUCAACUGGUAUACCAUCACAAUGUGCAUACUGGGCAGAAACCAUAUAAAUGUACCACGUGUGACAAGAGUUUUGUAAAGAAGAGUCACUUGGUGACACAUCAAUAUAUCCACAGUGCACAGAAGCCUUAUAAAUGUACAGUCUGUGACAAGAGUUUUGUACACAAGUAUAGCUUGGUGAGACAUCAGUAUACCCAUAGGGCGCAGAAGCCAUAUAAAUGCUCCAUGUGUGACAAGAGUUUUAUAGACAAAAACAUUAUGAUAGUUCAUCAGACGAUCCACAGUGGGCUGAAACCAUAUAAAUGCACCAUGUGUGACAAGAGUUUUGUAAACAAGCAUUACUUGCUGAUCCACCACUAUAUCCAUAGUGGGCAGAAGCCAAAUAAAUGCACCAUGUGUGACAAGAGUUUUGUACGGAAGACAUGCUUGGUGAGACAUCAGUAUUGUCACAGUGGGCAAAAGCCACAUAAAUGCACCAUGUGUGACAAGAGUUUUGUGGAGAAGAGGCAACUGGUACACCAUCAGAAUGUGCAUACUGGGCAGAAACCAUAUAAAUGUACCAUGUGUGACAAGAGUUUUGUAAAGAAGAGUCACUUGGUGACACAUCAAUAUAUUCAUAGUGCACAGAAGCCUUAUAAAUGUAUAGUCUGUGACAAAAGUUUUGUACAGAAGUGUGGCUUGUUGAGGCAUCAGUAUACCCAUAGUGCGCAGAAGCCGUAUAAAUGCACCAUGUGUGACAAGAGUUUUGCACACAAAAACAAUAUGGUGGUUCAUCAGAGGAUCCACAGUGGGUUGAAACCAUAUAAAUGCACCAUGUGUGACAAGAGUUUUGCACAGAAGAUGUGCUUGGUGAGACAUCAGUAUUGUCACAGUGCGCAGAAGCCAUAUAAAUGCACCGCAUGUGACAAGAGUUUUACACAGAAAAUAUCCUUGGUGAGACAUCAGUAUUGUCACAGUGGGCAGAAGCCAUAUAAAUGCACCAUGUGUGACAAGAGUUUUGCACAGAAGAUGUGCUUGGUGAGACAUCAGUAUUGUCACAGUGUGCAGAAGCCAUAUAAAUGCUCCAUGUGUGACAAGAGUUUUACACAGAAGAUAUCCUUGGUGAGACAUCAGUAUUGUCACAGUGGGCAGAAGCCAUAUAAAUGCACCAUGUGUGACAAGAGUUUUGCACAGAAGAUGUGCUUGGUGAGACAUCAGUAUUGUCACAGUGCGCAGAAGCCAUAUAAAUGCUCCAUGUGUGACAAGAGUUUUGUAUACAAAAGCAAUAUGGUGGUUCAUCAGAGGAUCCACAGUGGGCUGAAACCAUAUAAAUGCACCAUGUGUGACAAGAGUUUUGCACAGAAGAUGUGCUUGGUGAGACAUCAGUAUUGUCACAGUGGGCAGAAGCCAUAUAAAUGUACCACGUGUGACAAGAGUUUUACACAGAAGAUAUCCUUGGUGAGACAUCAGUAUUGUCACAGUGGGCAGAAGCCAUAUAAAUGCACCAUGUGUGACAAGAGUUUUGCACAGAAGAUGUGCUUGGUGAGACAUCAGUAUUGUCACAGUGGGCAGAAGCCAUAUAAAUGCACCACAUGUGACAAGAGUUUUGUGGAAAAGAUUCAACUAGUAUACCAUCAGAAUGUGCAUACUGGGCAGAAACCACAUAAAUGUACCACGUGACAAAAGUUUUGUAAUGAAGAGUCACUUGGUGACACAUCAAUAUAUCCACAGUGCACAGAAGCCAUAUAAAUGUACAAUUUGUGACAAGAGUUUUGUACUGAAGUGUGGCUUGGUGAGACAUCAAUAUACUCAUAGUGAGCAGAAGCCAUAUAAAUGCUCCAUGUGUGACAAGAGUUUUGAAUACAAAAAGAGUAUGGCGGUUCAUCAGAGGAUCCACAGUGGGUGAUGCACUAAUGGCAGAGGGACUGUAUACUGAAAGGCCUAAUAAUGUGGUGAGACUGUUACACUGGA
Molecule: messenger RNA, 3457 nt
Organism: Protopterus annectens (West African lungfish)
Lineage: Eukaryota; Metazoa; Chordata; Ceratodontiformes; Protopteridae
Product: zinc finger protein 271-like
Exons: 4
Coding region: 155-3166 (1003 amino acids)
Biological process (GO): regulation of DNA-templated transcription
Source: RefSeq, a predicted model, not a curated record